AAAAGCGUUCUCACGGAUUUAAUGGCAAUGGUGGUCAAUGUCCUUGGGAGAUGAAACCCUAAUUAUUAUAAAAAUCCUCACUUUCCAAGUCACAAAGUCAUAACUAACGCGUUUCAUCCUUCACCAAACAUCACAUAAAAGUUGUCAAACGUCACUCUCUCCGACCGUCUUCUCCGUUUUCUCAUCCAUAUCUCAUACAUAAUAUCUCCCUUAUUCUAUAUACAUAGUUCCAACAUCACCGAAACUAAGGACACACACAUGGAGAAGAAAUCAAAAUCAAGAGAAGAAAAGCUUAACCAAGUUUCGAAGGGAAACGUUUGGGAUUGUGGCAGCAGCCUAUACGAUUCCUUCGAGCUCAACUCCUUCAAACGCCAACUGAACACGGCAAUAUCGAAUUCCCCGAAAAACAGAAAAACCCUUUCCAUGUCUCAUUUACCCGAACGUUGUCUCUCACUUCAACUUCAUCCUCAACCACCACCCAUCAUGUCCAACAACAAGCCUUUCAAGAUCUCUCGAACCUUCCAGAAACUCCUUCGAUUUGUCUUCAAGUCCGGCAACAAGUUAAGGACUUCUACUUCUUGUUCUAGGUCUACCACCCCCACCAGUAUUAUUGCCAGUAAUAAUAAUACUACUUUCCAAGUGGCAGAGAAAUAUUCCAACAAAGAUCGUUUCUACGUUGUUUACGACAAAUCCGAACCCGUUCUCUCCACGAUUCCCGAGCUUCCGGAAUUUGAGGUGGCCGUGCUUUCGCCGGAGAUCGCUUCGUUUGUGAGAAAGUCGGCGUCGGACAGGUUUAUGGCCACCACCGCUAUCGGGUUUGGAGUCAACUAGGAGAGACGCGUUUGGUUUUUGAUUGGGAUUUUAGAUGAAUGGGUGGUGGGGCUCCCAUUUUAAGGCCGAGCACGACGGAAGAAGUUACUUUCAAAUAUUCAACUACAAAACGACAAUUUCAUCGUAAGGAAAUUCUACAAUAAGAGAAGAGGUAGAUGUGUAAUAAAUAAGUCGUUUGAUCAAAUAAAUAAAUAAAAUAAAAUAAAAUAAA
Vigna angularis (adzuki bean) is the source of this 1042-nucleotide messenger RNA. RefSeq lists its product as uncharacterized. The record is from RefSeq and is a predicted model, not a curated record. The coding region runs from base 259 to 831 and encodes 190 amino acids. The transcript has 2 exons. NCBI's taxonomy places the organism in Eukaryota, Viridiplantae, Streptophyta, Magnoliopsida, Fabales, Fabaceae.